AUUUCAAUUGUUCCCUGCCCUCCGCGAUUGCACCGGCCUUGCUUCGGCAUCUCGCGCUCCCGCCUCGCUCGGCCUCGCUUGCUCUCGCAUUUUUCUGGCUCCGGCCAUCGGUCGAUCCCCGCCCCAUCCGAUCCCUUCAUCCGGCUGCCUUCUGUCUUGCCCAGCCCCAACUACUUAGUAAUCGCAUCGGUCCUGCCCGCCGCCUUUUCUCCACCGGCCGACAGACAUCCAUACCUCUGCCUGGUCCCUGCUCUUCCUGCCAUCCCGACUGCCAUAAGCGUUUCAAUAUCAUGGGUCUGCUGUCUCUGGGAACUCCUCUGCCUUGGUCCGAGGCCAAGAACCACGCCGAUCAUGUCCGCAAACACGGCAUUAUUCAGUUCCUCAACAUCUGGAACCGCCUGAAAACGAGAAGAAAGGACCAUCUCUACUGGGGUGACGAGAUCGAGUACGUCGUCGUCUCAAAGGACGACGCCGCUCGCAAGGUCCGUCUCUCGCUCAAGGCCCACGAUGCACUCGUCGAGUUGCAGAAAAUCGAGUCUGAGGCCCAGGCCAAGGGCGAGCCCUUUGACAGCUCUUGGAAACCCGAGUACGCCGUCUACAUGCUCGAAGCCACCCCCGGCGCUCCCUAUGGCUCGACGAUCAAGGACCUCACGACCGUCGAGCCCAACAUGCGCAGAAGGAGAGCCUUGGCCCAGUCGUACCUUCGCCCGAACGAAACUGUCCUGACGCUGACUUCGUAUCCGCAUCUGGGCACCAACGACUUUUUGGACCCUCCUGCGGAUCCGGCCCCGGCCGCGGGUGCAAGCCGCAGUUUGUUCAUCCCCGAUAUUGCCAUCAACCCACAUGCGCGCUUUCCUACCCUGACCAAGAACAUUCGAACCCGACGUGGCUCCAAGGUCUGCAUCAACAUGCCGAUCUACGUCGACACCAACACCCCUCGUCCCUUUGUGGAGCCCACUCCAAAGUGCGUUGCUGCUCUGGGUUCCGAACAGUUGGCUGAUCUGGCCAAGGAGUCCACUUCGCACACCACCACGCCUCCCAAAGGCAGCGCAUCGGGAGAUAGUGCCGCCCUCCCUGGCGUGAUCCCCGAUGCCCUGCCAGAUCACAUCUACAUGGACUGCAUGUGCUUUGGCAUGGGCUGUUGUUGCCUGCAGGUCACCUUCCAGGCAUGUUCGGUCGAGGAGGCCCGCCGCCUCUACGACCACCUGGCUGUCGUUAGUCCCAUCAUGCUCGCACUCUCGGCUGCUGCCCCCAUCUUCAGGGGAUACCUUGCCGAUGUCGAUUGUCGAUGGGACGUUAUUUCGGCCAGCGUGGACGACCGAACCAAAGAGGAGCGUGGCGAGGAACCGCUGAACUCUUCGCGAUUCCGGAUACCAAAGUCCCGCUACGACUCGAUCAAUCUCUACCUGUCGCCCGGACCCAACUACAGUGGCGGCUGCACCAAGCCCCACCGAACCUCUGCCAGUGGCACCGACAGCCACGAUGAUUUCCACUCGCCGGUGGAUACCAGCGUCCCGAUCCGCGCCAACUUUUACAAGGACAAAUACAACGACCUGAACAUUCCUUUCGAUAAAGAAAUCCACAAGACCUUGCAGGACGGAGGGGUUGAUGAGCUCCUUGCCAGACACUACGCCCAUCUCUUUAUCCGCGAUCCCCUCGUCAUAUUUGAGGAGCUCCUGGAGCAAGAUGAUCAGAAAAGCUCUGAUCACUUUGAGAACAUCCAAAGCACCAACUGGCAGACAAUGCGGUUCAAGCCUCCUCCUCCCGGAAGUCCGAUCGGAUGGCGCGUCGAGUUCCGCAGCAUGGAAAUCCAGCUGACGGACUUUGAGAACGCCGCCUUCUCCGUCUUUGUCGUGCUCUUGACUCGGGCGAUCCUGAGCUACGAUCUCAACUUUUACAUCCCCCUAAGCCAGGUUGACGAAAACAUGAAGAAGGCGCACUCGCGCGCUGCUGUGACUGAGCAAAAGUUCUGGUUCCGCAAGAAUAUCUUUGGUGGGGAUCGCCCGUCUUCGGUCGCCGGCCUGGGCGAAGCUACCACCUCAGAGAACGACCCCGACGAAGCCCAGCUGCUCACCAUUAACGAGAUUAUCAACGGAAACGAUUUCUUCCCGGGCCUCGUCCCCUUGAUCGAGUCGUAUCUGUCCUCCGUCAACCUCGACUACGCCACGCAUUCGCAGCUGUCGUCGUAUCUGACGCUCAUCUCCCGCAAGGCUAGCGGCGAGCUCAUGACUGCGGCGGGCUACAUCCGCAAGUUUGUGCAUGAGCACCCGGGUUACAAGCAUGACUCUGUCGUUUCUGACCAGAUCAUCUGGGACUUGGUCCAGAAGCUCGAGACCAUGACCGAGAACGGUGGCCGCGGGGUGCCUGGUCUCACCGCCUGAAUACAGCCGCCUCCCGCCUCCAAAAUGGACCUGGCACUUCCGUGCGGAUCCAGACACGCGGAUGUGAGGACGAAAUGGGCCGAGACUGCAGCCGGCUUCCCCAUCACAUCAUGUCGUCGAUGGCAAGUUUGUCUUGGAUAACACCAUCAUCAAUACACGAGAUCGACUGCCA
This is a messenger RNA of Polychytrium aggregatum, 2553 nucleotides long. Its product is annotated as glutamate-cysteine ligase-domain-containing protein. Gene Ontology annotation, cellular component: glutamate-cysteine ligase complex. Gene Ontology annotation, molecular function: glutamate-cysteine ligase activity. Lineage: Eukaryota; Fungi; Chytridiomycota; Chytridiomycetes; Polychytriales. The record is from RefSeq and is a predicted model, not a curated record. The transcript is spliced from 14 exons. Gene Ontology annotation, biological process: glutathione biosynthetic process. Bases 291 to 2381 code for a protein of 696 amino acids.